CAGACCAUUUCACCAAGUACGCAGUGGCAGUCCCUACAGCUGACCAAAAGGCAAAGACUGUGGCUAAAGCUCUCUGGAACAACUUUCUCAUCCAUUACGGAUUCCCUGAACGGUUGCAUAGCGACCAAGGACGUGACUUUGAAUCAGCCCUGAUCAAAGACCUCUGUGCAUUGCUCAGCAUCAAAAAGACAAGGACGACCCCUUACCAUCCCCGGGGGAAUCCUGUUGAACGUUUUAACAGGACGCUGUUAGAGAUGUUGGGGACGCUGGAAGAAGGAGACAAGGUUAAGUGGAGGGACUUCGUACAACCCCUUGUACAUGCAUAUAACUGCACUAAGAAUGACACCACAGGCUACUCUCCUUACCAGCUGAUGUUUGGCCGACAGCCAAGACUCCCACUUGACAUUGCAUUUGGACUUACCCCAGAAAGUCCCAGUAAAAUCUCCCACUCAGAGUAUGUCAAGAAUCUGACAGAGAGCCUAACAGAGAGCUACAGACUUGCCACUGAGAACAGCCUGAAAACUGCUCUGCAAAACAAACGCAGAUUUGACAGCAAGGUGAGAGAGUCCACACUGUUACCUGGAGACAGAGUUCUUGUGCGCAAUGUUGGCAUCAGAGGGAAGCACAAGAUUGCAGAUAGAUGGAGUGAAACGAUUUACAAGGUUAUCAAGCAGAUCCAAGACUCCCCUGUCUACGUCGUAGUCCCUGAGCACACAAAUGGCCCUGAAAGAGUUCUACACAGAGAUUUACUUCUGCCAUGUGGCUUCCUCCCAUCAACUGUCAACAAUGAACAACCUGAGCAGAAUAAGCCCCAACAGAGACCUGACAACUUACCUGCUCCUGAUCCCGAUCAGCCUGCGGCUGAAGAAGAGUCCAACGACAAAGAAGAGGAGUAUUAUACCCUCUAUGAUCAACUCUCAGGGGAGUCAAGAAAUGCUCAAGCUGAACAGGAAAGACCGAUUCCAGAAGUUGAAAGACCUGAAACUGACCAGUCAGCCACUCGUGACAGUCGGCUGAGAGUUGAACCAAGCCCUGAGAAUCCAAGUGUGAGUUCUGAAAAGUCUGUCCUUGAUCCCGAAGCUCCAGCAUUUGAGCCUACCGAUGAUGAAGCAAGUCUGUCCCCCAAUCUGUCCGAAUCCGAGUCUGUGACAGCUGAAAGUGUUCCUGAAGUUCCUGCAACAGAUCCCAGAGAGUUCCAUAGCCCUGGAAGUGAACGAGAGGAUGAAUCACCUCGGAGGACCAGUGGAGAUGUGCUGGAACGGAUGGAGGUAGAAGAUGCUGAAAUUGCCCCUGACAGUGAAGUGCCACCGAGAAGAUCGGCUCGAGAGCGAGCAGUCCCCCAAAGACUUACAUACCCCACUCGAGGGAACCCCCUACUCACUGUAAUGCAUUCCAUCUUAGCUGGUUUAGACCAAGCUUUCUCCCAGACCCUAGUUGAUGCCCCUUACAUAUACAACUUGACCCCCUUACCCACUGAUAUAGUGUAGGAUACACUUCCAGUGUAGUGUAGAACAUGCAAGGAUGCAUGCAGAUUAAGGAGGGGAGGAUGUAACCCAGUGAAGUAUUACGGUUACAAUUAUCAUCGUAUUUCCUAUGUGUUUGUCUAUGUGCUUGUAAUUUCAUUUCCCGUCCACUAGGUGGCAGUAGAGACACUGUUAGGAAGGGAGAUAUGUAGAUGAAGAGCACUGGUUGCUAUGGACACAGAACAAGAUACCAAUGAAAGGAAAAGAUCGCAUUGAAGAACAGUAGAGAGAGAAAGAACAUUACAAGUUAAAUUAUUUACUUUAUUUUCGUGAAACAGUUUAAGAAUUUUAUUUUGUUUAAGUUGUGAUACCUUUGACAAGCCAGAUUCGUUUGAAAGAAGACCCGGACAGUGUUAAUACUGUAAUUUUUCUGUCCUUUCCUCCGGUUGGUUUUUUUUAAGAGCUUGAUUCCCAACGAACUAUCGCCGAACUUCCCUGGGUGCACGCGCGGCCAGCAGCAGUGACUGAGGAGCGUCUGGCCACUUGUCUCCUACAGCCGCGUCUCGUUCUCCAUCCAGGCUCCAGAGAUAAGGAGAUCCAUUGCACACACCCGCACGUGGGACACACAAAAAAAACAUACUACCCGGGUAGAUUGACACUUUUGGACGUUGAUAUUAUUUAUUUAUUUAUUUAAUUAUUUUAUUUUAUUUCUUUAAGCCAGAGCUCUGAGGUUUUCUUUUCUACUUUCUUAUUUCUUCUAUUUUUUCUAUUUAUUCUUCCUCCUUGAUGAAAAGGACAAUACCAAGGACAAUCUAAGGA
Molecule: messenger RNA, 2282 nt
Organism: Engraulis encrasicolus (European anchovy)
Lineage: Eukaryota; Metazoa; Chordata; Actinopteri; Clupeiformes; Engraulidae
Exons: 2
Coding region: 255-1487 (410 amino acids)
Molecular function (GO): nucleic acid binding
Source: RefSeq, a predicted model, not a curated record